GAGGCAGGCAGCGCAGAGCCGCCGCCGCCGCAGCCCCGGGCUCGCCAUGCUCCUGGCCUCGGCCGUGGUGGUCUGGGAAUGGCUGAACGAGCACGGCCGCUGGCGCCCCUACAGCCCGGCCGUGAGCCACCACAUCGAGGCGGUGGUCCGCGCCGGCCCCCGCGCCGGGGGCAGCGUGGUGCUGGGCCAGGUGGACAGCCGUCUCGCGCCCUACAUCAUCGACCUGCAGUCCAUGAACCAGUUCCGCCAGGACACGGGGACCCUCCGCCCAGUUCGCCGUAACUACUACGACCCAUCCUCGGCCCCUGGGAAGGGCGUGGUGUGGGAAUGGGAGAAUGACAAUGGUUCUUGGACGCCGUACGACAUGGAGGUGGGCAUCACCAUCCAGCAUGCCUAUGAGAAGCAGCACCCCUGGAUCGACCUCACUUCCAUCGGCUUCAGCUACAUCAUUGACUUCAGCACCAUGGGCCAGAUCAACCGGCAGACCCAGCGCCAACGCCGCGUCCGUCGGCGUCUCGAUCUCAUCUACCCUCUGGUCACUGGUACCUUGCCUAAGGCCCAGUCCUGGCCAGCCAGCCCCAGCUCGGCCGCCUCACCCCCUGCACCGCCCUGCUCCUGCCCACAGUGCAUCCUGGUGAUGAGCGUCAAGGCGGCCGUGGUCAAUGGGAGCACCGGGCCCCUGCAGGCCCCAGCAGCCCGUAAGAACAUGCCCCCAUCUGGAGCGGUCAAGCUGCCCCCACCAUCAGGCCCUGGGGCCAAGCCACUGGACAGCACAGGCACCAUUCGAGGCCUGGUAAAGACUGCCCCAUCGCAGGCCAUCCGGCGACAAGCCUCUAGCACGCCGGCAGGGGCGGCUGUGGGCUCCCCUGCCAGCCCCCCGGGAGGCAACGGCAAGACCGGAAGGGUGGCCCUGGCUACCUUAAAUCGUACCAACCUGCAGCGACUGGCCAUCGCCCAGUCCCGGGUGCUGAUCGCCUCUGGGGUCCCCACCGUCCCAGUGAAAAACCUAAAUGGGUCCAGUCCUGUCAAUCCUGCCCUGGCAGGAAUCACUGGGAUCCUCAUGAGUGCAGCGGGGCUGCCUGUGUGCCUCACUAGGCCACCCAAGCUGGUCCUCCACCCACCCCCCGUCAGCAAGAGCGAAAUAAAAUCCAUCCCAGGGGUUUCCAACACAAGCCGCAAGACCACCAAAAAACAAGCCAAGAAAGGUAAAACCCCGGAAGAAGUGCUAAAGAAGUAUCUGCAAAAAGUCCGGCACCCACCAGAUGAGGACUGCACCAUCUGUAUGGAGCGCCUCACAGCCCCAUCGGGCUACAAGGGCCCACAGCCGACAGUCAAGCCUGACCUGGUGGGAAAGCUGUCCAGAUGCGGCCACAUCUAUCACAUCUACUGCCUGGUUGCCAUGUACAACAAUGGCAACAAGGAUGGGAGUUUGCAGUGUCCAACAUGCAAGACCAUCUAUGGGGUGAAGACAGGCACCCAGCCUCCGGGGAAGAUGGAGUACCACCUCAUCCCACACUCCUUGCCUGGCCACCCAGACUGCAAAACCAUCCGGAUCAUCUACAGUAUCCCCCCUGGCAUUCAGGGGCCAGAACACCCAAAUCCUGGGAAGAGUUUCAGUGCCCGUGGCUUCCCACGACACUGUUACCUUCCAGACAGCGAGAAAGGGAGAAAAGUUCUGAAGCUGCUGCUUGUGGCCUGGGAUCGCCGCCUCAUCUUUGCCAUUGGUACCUCCAGCACCACGGGCGAGUCAGAUACCGUCAUCUGGAAUGAAGUCCACCACAAGACAGAGUUUGGCUCUAAUCUCACUGGCCAUGGCUACCCAGAUGCUAAUUACCUGGAUAAUGUGCUGGCUGAACUGGCUGCCCAGGGCAUUUCUGAGGACAGCACUGCCCAGGAGAAGGACUGAGCUGGAGGGGCUUUGGUGGGGAGGGCCAUGGGGACCACAGGGCAGGAAGUGGGAAGAGUCAAGGUAGAAGUUGGUGCCCUGCCCUCCCGACUCCUUCAUCUCCCCUCCUGUCCUGUCUCCAUCCCCUAUCCUCCCAACCACAGGGGGGAGCCAGAUUGAACAAGGUGAUGUCAUUCAUAAAUCUCAUCCAUCACAAAGGGGACAUGGGAUGAGGGCCAUCCUUGGUCUAUUCCCAUGGAGUUUUCGGUGCUGGGUAGGCAAGAA
This is a messenger RNA of Ceratotherium simum simum (southern white rhinoceros), 2170 nucleotides long. RefSeq names its product deltex E3 ubiquitin ligase 4 (gene DTX4). Gene Ontology annotation, biological process: Notch signaling pathway; protein ubiquitination. Gene Ontology annotation, molecular function: zinc ion binding. The record is from RefSeq and is a predicted model, not a curated record. NCBI's taxonomy places the organism in Eukaryota, Metazoa, Chordata, Mammalia, Perissodactyla, Rhinocerotidae.